Pseudoliparis swirei is the source of this 2382-nucleotide messenger RNA. It is a transcript of the gene pex11b, whose product is annotated as peroxisomal biogenesis factor 11 beta. NCBI's taxonomy places the organism in Eukaryota, Metazoa, Chordata, Actinopteri, Perciformes, Liparidae. Bases 594 to 1355 code for a protein of 253 amino acids. Gene Ontology annotation, cellular component: peroxisomal membrane. The transcript has 4 exons. The record is from RefSeq and is a predicted model, not a curated record. Gene Ontology annotation, biological process: peroxisome fission; regulation of peroxisome size.
GGUCAUAUGCAUACAGGUCAGAUAUUUUGAUUUCAUUAGUUAUCGCAAACGAUGCUGCAAUGUAUGGUAAGUUGCUUUCAAUAUUUUAGUAAGGCCAUCAGUAAUCAAUAAUCAAGAAUCAAAAGCUUUCCUAAUAAACUCAAGUUGAUGAUUCAGUCAAUUCAUAAAGGUCCAUAUUUAACAGGUACGGUGGCGGCAGUGUGCGCUUCUAUCUGGCAGUAAACACAAAGACGUAACGGAUUGGCGGUCCACUGGAAGGGGCGGGACUUCCUCUGAUGCACGCGUCCCUGCAGGGCUUCCGUAGUUCUAAACUCGGCAGUCGAACUUAUUUUGCGCCACUCGCCGUUGAGCAACUUUUCCAGUUCGUCUGUUAGUCACAGACUCACAUCAGUGUGUGUGAGGACAGCGUGUUGGGUUAAUAUAAAGUGAAGCUCUCCUUUGAUCAAAGCUUUCCUCAACGUAUUGCUCUGGACUCGCGCUAGUAGAAGCUAGCUAGUUAGCUGCUAACUAGUCGCUAGCAGCUCACGAGCUUCUGACCUCAGCGGGUCAGUGAGCUGCUAGCAGCGGGUCCAGGCCGAGGAGAACCCGCCAGCAUGGACGCGUGGGUCCGGUUCAACGCCCAGAGCCAAGCCAAGGAGCGGGUCAUCAGGGCGGCCCAGUACGCAUGCGCCCUGCUGGGCUACACGCUGCAGAGGGGCGGGGCCACGGCGGAGCUGCGCAGGACGGUCACCCAGCUGGAGGCGCACAUGAGCCUGACCCGGAAGUUGCUGCGUCUGGGGAACUCUGUGGAGGCGCUGCAGGCGGCCAAGAGGGCCAUCCACCUGCCGGACAGCGUGCCGCGGCUGUGCCUGACCAUCGGCCACCUCAACAGAGCCGUGUACUUCGUCUGUGACAACGUCCUGUGGGCCGGGAAGACGGGCCUCGCCCCCUCUCUGGACCAGCACAAGUGGAGUCAGCGGUCUUAUAGGUACUACCUCUUCGCUCUGAUCCUCAACCUGACUCGAGAUUUGUACGAGCUCCGCCUCCUCGUUGAGUGUGAGGGCCGCUACAGGGCCUCCAAAGCCCCCCGCUCCCCCAGCACCCCCCUGUCAGCGGACCACCUGUGGGCCCCCUCCACACCCGCCACCGCAGCGUGGAUCCGGCUGCGCAGACGGCUUCGCCUGCUGGCGACGGUGCUGCGCAGCAACCCGCCGCUGCUGCUGGACCUGGCCAAGAACACGUGUGACAUCUUCAUCCCCCUGGACCGGCUCGGCAUUUACCCCACAGGCUCCGGCUUCGUGGGCGCCUGUGGCCUGGCCUCCUCGGUCCUCUCCAUCGUCGCCAUGGUGCACCCCUGGCUCAAACUCAAGCCGUGAGCCCAGGUCCGGAGUGGCGCUGGACCCACAGGGUGGACUGAGUUGAGACUCCUAACAGGCGCAGAUUGUUCUGCAUGGCACCGCCUCCACUAACCUUCUCGCUCGCGGCAAUAAUGGACCUGCAUGACCCGGUCAACGCUUCACGGAGGACGAGUCGGGACCCAGCGGCGCCGACCGCAUCAAGCUCCGCCCCCAGGAUGUUCAUCAGUCCUCAAUGCUAAGUCAUCCUAGAGGGUGCAAAAUAAAACUAAAUAAAGAAACUUGAUGAGCGCCGCCAUGUGGACCCGUCCAGUCUAACACGACACACACACCAAGGACCCCGGUGAGCCCUCGACGUGGUCCAGCGCCGUCUCCCAGGUGGUGGGCCGUGCUGAUGCGUGGGCGUCAUUUAGGGGACCGAACGGAUCCAGGAUGCUUCAGGAAUUUAGGUUAUCAUCUAUUGCAGCGGCAGGAAAUGGCAGACUAGACAUCGCGAUUUAAACUGUGCCCCAGAAGCACACGGCCAAGACCACACGGGAGCGUCUCCAUGGCGACUCGGAGGCGACUCAACGUCUGAACACGAAGCUCCCAAAGGAGAACCGGCCCGAGGCGGGCCCAGCGUGGUACUCGGACCUGAGGCUGUGAAUACGUGUUGUUUAAUACAUUUGCUGAACAUCUUAAGCUUCAUAUCUCGUCACUGAGGGGGAAAGUAGUGAGGCUGUAACAAUGUGGGAACGGCUCAUCGCUGUGAAUACUUUAUGGAUGUACUAGUUAUAUUAUAUAUAGAUUUAACAGAGGCUGCACGAUCUGAACAAUGUGAUCGGAUCUACAAUUGAACAUGUAGUUUGUCGUGCAGCUCAAACGAGUUCUACCCAAUGAGGUCGAGUGACAGGAAGAGCUCAUUUGCAUCUGGGCCAUCAUUUAUUACGUUACCAUGGCGAUUGGACUGUCAGAUUGUUACAUAACACUAAUACUCCAUCAGCCAUGUCCCUGUAGUGUGUGUGUGAGAAACUGCUCUCUUGCUGCUGACAUUAAAGAGUUAAUAAAC